AUGCUCCCAAGAUAUGCUACAUUCAGAGUGUCUGGUGUUCGUCCCAGAUUGACUCAGCGUUCUCCUGCUUUACAUGUUACCCAUUAUCUGCAUUCUACCUCGACACCUAAGCCGAUAGUUCCUCGUAUAAGACGCGUUCGAUUAGGUGCUCUUGCACUCACUGGUGCACUCAGUAGCUCUGUCUAUCUCUGCCUCCAGCAGCCCACCCAAACUGUCUCCACCUCAGAUCAAACGCCGCUGACGUCUCUUAUUCGGACAUGUAUCGUCUAUUCUUUGUGUUCAAUUCCUUGGCUGGUUGAUUACUCCCCAACAAUUUUGUCGGCUUUAACGUCUGUUCCGGGACUGAAGAUGAUUACUGAGGCUGUUGUGAGGGUGACUUUCUUCUCCCAGUUUGUUGGUGGAGAAUCCGCUCUAGAGACAGUACCGGUUUUAACACAGUUACGUGCGGAGAACAAGGGCGCGAUUUUGAACUACAGUGUUGAAGUGGAUGAAGACGAAGUUUCUCGAAACUCAGAAACCAAGAAUCCCGCGCAUAAGCAAAUCGUGGAAGAGAUAAUCCGAUGUAUUGACGUUGCCGCGGAUUUUGAUGAUCAGCGAGCAGUGAAACUAGGGAGGCAAAGUGGGAGAAAGACAUGGGUUGCUGUAAAGCUGACCGCCCUUGUUCCUGAUGCGAAGACGUUCAUCAACUUCUCCAAGCACCUAAACAAUGCCCGACCACAGUCUUCUCGGCCCAUUCCUUUUCCUGGCGUCCCACGACCCACAGACUUAGAAGUUCUUAAUACUAAUCUAGUAGACAUACCCACAUCACCUCUCCUAGUAGACAAUGAUGAUAUAGUCACGUUAAGAGAACUCAGAGACGAUCUGUACAGGAUCUGUCGGAAAGCAAAGGAAAGGGGUGUGACGAUUAUAAUUGAUGCUGAACACAGGUGGUAUCAACCUGCUAUUGAAGCAUUCCAACUUGCACUCAUGCGUGAAUUUAAUCGGUUACCGACGAAAUCAUCCCGCAACCAAGAUGUAGAGUUGGUGCAGCCCCUCGUUUAUGGAACUUUUCAAGCAUAUUUAAGAAGGACACCUCAACAACUCGAACAAGCUAUCCAGGACGCACAAGAAGGUGGUUAUGCACUCGGCGUGAAGCUCGUGCGCGGAGCAUAUCAUCAACUCGAGACUUCUUCGCAUAAUCGGUUUCGGAAUUACAGCGACUCUCAAUCUUCUUCUUCCUCGUCAUCUUCGAGCAUCUCACCGGAUGAGCUUCCACCAGUUUGGCAAACGAAAGCUGAAACGGAUGCUUGCUUCAAUUCUUGUGCUCGCGUGCUUAUAAAGCAACUCGCAGAUGAUGUCAAGGAGAAGAAUCGGCGCGGGAUGUCUACUCCUCCGAGACUUGGGUUGUUGUUUGGUACGCAUAAUGCGGGGAGCUGCGAGCUUGUGCUAGAUACACUUGUUGAGGAGGGGCUUGCUGUACGAGUUCGCGGGGAGGAUGGAAAUAAAUUGGUGAGGAUUAGUGAGGAUGUACGUGGACGGGUAUGUGUUGGGCAGCUUUAUGGCAUGUCAGACACGCUUUCUACCUCACUCACCCAGCGUACCUCCAGUUCUUCACAAGACUCCUCGUCUGAGCCAUUCGUCCUGAAGUACGUUCCUUAUGGUAACUUGACACAAGUUAUGCCAUACCUCAGCCGACGUGCGAUUGAGAACAAAUCUGUCCUUGGUGGAGAGGGCGGAGCGAGGGAAGAGAGGAAGAGGAUCGCGAGAGAGAUCGUGUGGAGAGUUAGGGAGGUGCUUUCUUUUGGACAGGUGAAUUAGAAGCGAAUUGGGGUUUUAAUCUCUUGGCUUGGGGAUUUGAAGGAUGUAGAAUUUCUCUGAUGAUUUGAUCUGGGUUUUGU
Messenger RNA from Fomitiporia mediterranea MF3/22, 1877 nucleotides. Its product is annotated as FAD-linked oxidoreductase. The record is from RefSeq and is a predicted model, not a curated record. Bases 1 to 1797 code for a protein of 598 amino acids. Gene Ontology annotation, molecular function: proline dehydrogenase activity; FAD binding. Lineage: Eukaryota; Fungi; Basidiomycota; Agaricomycetes; Hymenochaetales; Hymenochaetaceae. The transcript is spliced from 8 exons. Gene Ontology annotation, cellular component: mitochondrion.